AUGAGUUCUAGAACGACGGAUGAAUUUACGGAUCCCAAAUUUUGGAAACGUUUUUUCGAAACAAGGAAAGCACCAUUUGAAUGGUAUGGGGACUACAGUAUUCUCGGUUCAGUCUUGGAGAAGUAUCUCAGACCGGGGGAUACAGUACUUCAGAUUGGGUGUGGUAACUCGCGUUUAGCAGAGGAGAUGUACGACAAUGGGUUUCGCUCAAUACACAGCAUCGACGUGGAUUCUGCUGUCAUAGAGGAGCAGCGAUCACGCAAUCGUAAGCGCCCCGAACUUCUCUAUGCAAAGGACGAUGCGACCUCUUUGUCUUUUGGCGAUGACCUUUUUUCUGUGGUGGUUGAUAAGGGAACGCUUGAUUCAUUACUACCUCCUCAUGCAACUGAACAACAGACAGAGUCAGUUCGAAAGAUGUUUCAAGAAGUUGAACGAGUAUUGAAAGAAGGAAAGGUGUUAUCCGCUUAUCCAAACAUUCUUUUACAGCAUCGAUUUCUACUACGUGUUCAUGAAGUUGAGAAUCGGGCUUCUAACUUCUCCAUGCCGGUAUUUGUACUUGUAGCUACUAAGCUUCGAAAUGUGGUGAACAUUCCUAUGCCCAUCGAGCUAUUUCUCCAAAGCAGUAGUCGCGUUGAAAGAAUUAAUAACCCUGACGAUCUACCGACGUUCAUCAUUUCUGAGCAAGAAAUAAGCCAAUUUGUGCACCUGUGUUCUAGGAGGCUAGAUCAUGAAGCUUCUAUUGCUAUCGAAAGUCGAUUUGAGUGCGGACCUCGAUAUCGUAUCCACAUUGUUGAUAAUAUCAAGACGGAAACAAUCCGAAGCUAUGCCGUUUUUAUUGUACCUCUAGGACGAGAAAAUGAAUGGAUAUUUUCGUCGGAAAAAGGGCGUUCUGCCUUACGCCACCAAACGGGAAAGGAUCGGUUAGCAGUCGUGACGUUGUCUGCUUUUGUUCUUGCGUUUGAACUUAUGCUUUAUUUUUUGAUUGAUUUCCUUUCCUGUGGAGAUGUAGAUGCGCGGACACCGUGUGCAUCCGGAAACUCGUUAUUAAAUGGAGAAUGGGUGGUUGAAGAUGUUGUAUCCGAUGGUCAAGAGUAUCGGCGACUUAUCUUCCUCACUAGUAGCCAUAUCGUGCAGUCCGAGACCUAUCUCAAAUGUAAUCUUUGUGAAUUUUUCAUUUUAUCUUUACGAGAGGAGAUUGCUUUGGCUGUUCUCGGGCUCGGAGGCGGAGUACUGGCUUCUUUUCUGCUUCAUCAUUUUACGAAGGCCUACAUCGAUGGUAUCGAGCUUGAUCCGGAUAUUGUAAAGGUCGCUGUACAAUGGUUUGAUCUGCCUGAAAAAGAUCCUCGUUUGAAUAUUAAUGUGACAGAUGCUCUUUUCUAUCUUGAAUGUACUCGUUUUCCAGAGGAACAUGAAAAAUUGGACGUGUUAUUCGUGGAUUUGGCUGGUCCCGUUCAUGAAUUUGGCCUUAGUUGCCCUCCUGCUAUUUUCCUUACGGAUUCCGUUCUAAGUAAGAUGAAGAGCUCAUUGAAAAAGAAUGGAAUGGUCGCGCUCAAUAUAGUAACAAGGGAUGACGAGGUGGCUUUGAAAGCGAGACAUUCGAUUGGUGUCCAUUUUCCAGUCUUGUACCAUCUACGUUCUGAACAAGAUGUAAAUGAGGUGACUAAUUUCCGAAUUUUUUUCAAUUUUGAUCCUUCUAAGUUCUCACGCUCGUUGCGUAAAGAUAUUCACUGGGUAAGAAAACUUACGCCAGUUGUUGCGAGAAUUACUCCCGUGUCUUUAGAGUCUUAG
Molecule: messenger RNA, 1788 nt
Organism: Angiostrongylus costaricensis
Lineage: Eukaryota; Metazoa; Nematoda; Chromadorea; Rhabditida; Metastrongylidae
Source: the annotation of a GenBank genome assembly